ACUCUCCACCCAACUCACUGACUCACCAAAUGCAGCAACUCAUUGUGUACAAAUAGAAAAAACAUUUAUACAGACAGCAAAAUAUGCAUUGGGUCUUCUUUUUUUUUUUUUACCUUUUGGAGAGAGCUAGCUUGAGAAAUAAGUUCAUAGGGAAAAAAUUAAAAAAAUGCUGCAGUGAAACAUGGAGGUUUUGAUCAUAGCUCAUGAGGAUGGGAGUUUCUUGCUUUGCACCAAAUUUCAUCUGCUGAUAAAUGAUGGAAGAAAGAUGAAGCCAAAUUGAUAUCCUUGCAGGCACAAUUCAAUGAACUUUUUUGGUUGAGAGGUGGUGUUCUACACAUCACUGAUUGGAUCGUGACUUGUUUAAGCUCCAAUUUUGGUGGCAGUACUUUUAUCCAACAGUUUUCAUACUUCAAGAAACCAAUUGAAGAAGUUUUUAGGGGGUUAAAUCCAUCCUGCAGUAGCUAUUUGUUUCUUUCACUGAUUGUAUAGUUCCAACCUGUAAAGCUUUGAUUUUAACGAUGCUCCCAAGCUCUAAUAUGGAUGAUGAACUGAAAUUUCAGCAGCGGUGGGAGAUUAGGAGGAGAGAAAAUGAGUUUGACUCUUCAAGCGAGGAGUCCAAAUCAAGUUCAAGUAGCCAGCCGGUUCUCAAGAAGCUUAAACUAGUUUCCAGCUUUGCUUCUGAUGAAAAUGAUGAGGCCAUAGGUACUGAUAGAGUUCAUCAGAAGGGCAAGUAUGUUCCUGGCACCGGCCGGGGAAAAGUUAAAUUUAGGAAAGCUAAAAAAAUGCAUGUUGAAAGGAGAAGAAAUGACAAUUUAGUUAAUAAUGUGAUGGAGAGGGAUUCUCAUGGAGAACUUGGUAAAAAGAAGAAUAAUACUAAUGCUUAUGAUCCUGCUGCUGCACUGGAUGAUGUUAAAAUCUUCAUGGAGUCCUUGUUGGAGGAUCUUAAAAGUACAAGAGAAAACUUGUUUAGAUGGAUGAGGGAGGAAAUGCAAAAAAUGGUGGCAGAUGAUACUGCUCCAAAAGCAGAAAGUAGAAAAGGCAGGUAUGGAAGGGGGAAAAACCAAAUGCAACACCAAAACAACUUUGAGGAGGACAUUGUACAACCUCAAAAAGAUUUGAAGUCCGGCACGAGAGAUCGAACUUCCAAUCAUGGAUCUCUGAAUAGGUGUAUUGAUAGCAAUGAGGCAGCUGGUUCGAAGAAUCACUGUCAGGCCCUUGAAGAUCAAGUUGAGUAUGGCAAAACUACUGGAUCUAUGGCAUCAAUAGCGAAUGAAAAAGGAGAAACUAGGUUGGUGCCAUCUAUCAUUCAAAAUUUUCAGUCAGGUCACUCAGUACAAGUGCAACAUCAGAAGAAUGUUGUUUUAGGCUUAAGAGCUCAAAACUGCAAUGAUGGGUCUUCAGAGAGAUCUGUAAAAGGCAAAAGGACUGCUGAAUUUAACAAUUGCUCAAAAGGACUUGGAUUUUUGCCAUCAGCUGAAAAGGCGAAAGGAGAAAGGUUGGGAUUAACUGCUAACCCAAAUUCUUUUUCUAAUUCCUCUAAUCAGGUGGCUUCUUCUAUGUAUUUGACAUUACCAACUGUCCUACCACAGCCCUGUGUAGAGAAUUACAGGCUUGAGACUUCUUCAUGCAAUUAUGUUCACCCAAGAACUGAUGUAAACAAAAGGGAUGUGUAUUCAGAAGAUGCAAAUGUGAUGAUUAAUUCAAGUGCUAAUCGCGGAUGGUUUUCUGCCAUGCAGCAAGAAGAAAGACUAGGAAGCUUUGCUCUAAACCAAAGCAUCAUCCCAGCCUCAAGAAGCAUUGGCGCUGGACUCCAAGCACCACUUCAUCAGACUAGGAAAAAUGUACCCAAAGAAAAUCACAACAUAAUAGGUCUAACAAUGAAUGGAGGAGCAAUAAGAUUUUCUGGGGGAAACCAUGCAUUAUCAGAACAAUAUGCUGCCAACAACUUUCACAGGCAUUCCAAUUGUAUUCCUGAUACAGGACUCACGGGGUAUCAAAUCUCAGACUUACAAGAAAGUCGUUUGUUUCCAAAGUAGUUUGAAGGGAAUGGACACUAAACAGAAAAAAAAAAAAAAAAAAAAAAAAAAAAACAUCUCCAUUUGUUUCCAUGAAUAUAGAGCCUAUGAUGACUUGUCUGAUCAUUCUUUCCAAUACCCUGCUGACUAAAAAAGUCUUAUUCCUUGAUUUGCUUCAACUCAGAUUGAGGUUUCUCUAUCAGUAGAAAGAGGAAAAGGUUUGGGAACUUGAACAGUUCCUCAUUUGGGAGGGAAUGUUAAAGGGGGUUAUUCUGUACCAGGAAAAGUGACUAUAAAUUCUCUCUUUAGAUCAUGAUGGGAUUGAUUGUAUGAAGAAUGGUGUGUGAGAGAGGUGGAAUGUUCAUUCAAUUGUCUAGCAUCUGCUUUUUAAUCCUUAGUGGGGGUAUCUGAAUCUAAAUUUUGAAGGUCUACUUUUCUGUCCUGGUUCAGGUAUGUGCCUAAAUAUCUUCCUAUUAAAGUACCCAUGAGAUUGUAACUAAAAUCCAACAACAUAAGAAAGCCUUUGCAGCUGGAUAUAUGCCUCAACUGUGUUACAA
Messenger RNA from Alnus glutinosa, 2572 nucleotides. RefSeq lists its product as uncharacterized. The record is from RefSeq and is a predicted model, not a curated record. The transcript has 2 exons. NCBI's taxonomy places the organism in Eukaryota, Viridiplantae, Streptophyta, Magnoliopsida, Fagales, Betulaceae. Bases 519 to 2036 code for a protein of 505 amino acids.